Molecule: messenger RNA, 1322 nt
Organism: Amoebophrya sp. A25
Lineage: Eukaryota; Dinophyceae; Syndiniales; Amoebophryaceae
Source: the annotation of a GenBank genome assembly
GUUCCGCCUGCCGCCGGUUUGCGAACUGGAUAAAGCUGAGGCCGCUCUUUCAGUAGCCCCAGGAUACAAAAAAAAAAAAAACUUUUUUCUGAAAUCUCCAAAUCCAAAUCCAAAACUUGACUUGAUAAGAAAAUGUCGCUUUUUUCCAAUUUUUUGGAGACCGCGCGAUCGCACACGCUGGAGUUCGUUGAUUCCUUUAAGGAAGAAUCCGCUCAGUUACAGAAGGAGAUCGGAAACCAGCUUGAGGCAAUUAGCCACAAGCUCCCUGUUCCUGUUGUUGGAGGCGCAAAUAAUGGAAAAAGAGAUGGAGGAGCAGUAGAAGGACUAGAAGGUGAAGAGAAUGACGAAAAAGAAGCAGGACUAGCAGAAGAAGGAGAACGAGAAGGAAUAAUAGAACAAAAUCAAAAUCUAAAUUGUGAUGUUGAGGAGCAUCAAGAAAGUGCUGGUCCUGUCUUGCUUGAAAAAGAAGAUCAUCUAGUUGUGCUACAACUGCCAGAGUCAUACCUACCAGAUAUAAAGAAGGGUGAAGAAAAUCACACGAAAAGCCCUCAAACGGCAAGAAGUAGAAAUGGAUUACCUGACGCAUCAGCGAGUUCUUCAGGUGAGCCUGCUAGUGCUGGACUUGGAAAAAAUGAUGCCGAUGAGGUGAACAUCGCGAAAACGGCAGAUCAUCGUGGAGCUCCAGCUCCCGGAGAAAAAGGAAUAAAGAUUCUAGAGCCUCAAUUGUCAUGGUCAUCUUCAGCUUUUUCUCGAGGUACUUCAUCGCCAAUAAUAUCUAGUACCCGAACCGUUUUGCUGGAACGCAUAAAAGAACGAAUCGCCGAUCUGCAGCACAGCGACGCCACUUAUCUUGACCCCCUGUCAGCGGAUGAAGACGAGGAGUUCAAUGUCAAUUUUCUCCAGAACGGAAACGGUAACGGUUCACUAGAGUCUAGUCUUCGCCAUCUUAAGGGGGACAACCUACUAGAGGCUCUGAUCUCAACUUGGGAAAAGAAUCCAGUGGUCUCCGCCAAAUUCAGGACCUUAAUCCUGGCAGCCGAGAUACCUCUAGCAUCCCGUGAUGAGUUCUGGCGACGCUAUUUGUAUCGCUUGAAUCGAUUGCGACUGCAGGAACAAGCGAGAUGUGGUCUUGAAGUAGGAUAUAAUGGUGUAGAACUAGACAAACUUUUCAGUCCUGCUACAACCAGCGUCGAUGCGACCUGUUUGGAUAAUGUCGUUGACUUAGGUAACAAUGGCGACGCUGACAUUCCCGAAGUGCUCACCUGAAAAAAGGAGAAGGCAUGGAAGGCAGAGAGGAUUAUACGGAGAACGUGACCUCCAGG